Soboliphyme baturini is the source of this 246-nucleotide messenger RNA. The record is from the annotation of a GenBank genome assembly. NCBI's taxonomy places the organism in Eukaryota, Metazoa, Nematoda, Enoplea, Dioctophymatida, Soboliphymatidae.
AUGGUAGCGACAAAGGGAAGCGUCGGCGAUGUAGUACAGCGCGAGCGGUCGGUCGACAACGAAAAUGUACAGCCCGGGGCGAUGCCGAUGAAGAACGCGAACGAUGAAAAUUCUCGUUUGACGACGGCACCAGUUUCGAACGGAUUUAUGCCCGGUCGGACGGCCGGUUGGUCGGCCGAUUUUCUAACGAUUGAAAAGUUUCGAAUACUUUGCCGGUAUGACGUCUCGAAGCGUGGCACGGGUUGA